This is a messenger RNA of Peniophora sp. CBMAI 1063, 2022 nucleotides long. The record is from the annotation of a GenBank genome assembly. Lineage: Eukaryota; Fungi; Basidiomycota; Agaricomycetes; Russulales; Peniophoraceae.
AUGGAGAUACUUUCGUACAUUCCUGCCGCGUUAAACUUCUUGGAUCGCGUCCACGUCGACCCCUUCAAGCUCUUAGAUUCGGAAGAUGAAGGGACAGACUCUGAAGAUAACGACGAGAAGGAUAGCUCUGAGCCCGGAUGGUACACUAUGGGGCUAGCUCAAAGCUGCCAUGACUACGGCAACUGUCUGGCCGAGCUUCGCUUCCGCAACGGCUGCGCCCGUUUCUGCUCCAGCCGUCCAUGGAACUGCUUCGACGUUCUACGCGUAUGCAAGCAUUGGCGGGCCACUGCUUACUCGUGGCCUCAGUUCUGGACGAACAUCGCCAUUCAGAACUACGACACCGUCAUGCGCUCGCUGAAGUUGUCGGGAACCCUUCCGAUCACCAUCCAUUCAUCGAACCCAUCGCACGGGGAGAUGCGGAAGUCGCCCUCGACCGAAGCUCUCAAUGCCGCUCUGAGUGAGCUGCAUCGCGUCCGCGUUCUGGACAUAUCCUUCUUCUCAUUCUCCGACUCAAAUUGGGGAGAAUGGACCAGACCGAUCAUCUCUCAUCUGCGCCGAUUGCCAGCUUCUCAGUUGGUCACCCUGCGGCUGAAGUUGGAGCGAAGCUCUUCGGACGAGCCUGUCAAAGUCAAGACCGUCAAUUGGACUGAGCAGAUGUUCCCGAGAUUGCACACUCUCGAACUACAUUCGGCAAAGCUCUACGCUCCCUGCGCUCUGAUCGCGCCUACGCUCUCGGAGUUGACACUGACAGACUGUGAGGCACCUUGGAACAGUGCUGCCGACUUCUUGCGCGCAUUGUCGCUUCUUCCCCAGCUGCAGAUACUCUCCAUCACAAGAAUGGACAACCCAAGAGACUUCGACGACCACCGCCUGAAGCAGCCUGGCGACCUCAGGCUACCGAUAGUCAUGGCUCAUCUUCGCUCGAUAGAGCUUUCCGGCUCUUUUCGCUUCGUAAAUCGUGUCCUCUCCGUAGUCAAGUUCCCGCUCGACUCCACAACGCUCAAACUGUACUACGAGUACGACGCCCACGGUGUGGACCUCGGUCAUGACUCGGACUCAGCCCUCGAGGCAGCGCGUAACAUGUUCGCAGAGUACGCGCUUGCGAUGCCGCCCCGCUCGUUCUUCGACUCAGUGGACCUCGACUUUGACCUCGACGAGCGCGUAAUCGGGAUUACCCUCACGCAGCCCGACCCCAGCAACAUCACCGUGAGCCUUCGGCACUCUUGGCAUGAAGAUCACGACCACCACGCUGGCGACAUACUAUCUUUUAUUCGCCAAACGAGCAGUCCGCUCUUCUCGACAGAGCGGAUGACAUCCUUGGCGAUACUCUCGACUGGAUACUUCGAUACCAUCACACAGCAUUCGCCCACGUUUACCCCGGACGCAUGCUACGAUUGGGUGGCUGGCCUGUCGGCGCUUCGUUUCAUAAGGCUCUCGAGUCAAGCCGUGACCACCUUCAUCGCGUGGAUGGUCCACCGAUUGAACACGGCCGCGGGCCUUUCGGACUCAGGUGACGAUGUCGCAGAAGACGAAUCAGACUCCGAGAACGACAACGUCAAGCGAUCAUACCACAGAAGUCGGUACCUCUCGUUGCUGGACAUGCCCAAGCCCAGACGCAGAAUCAGGCCCACAAUCAUAUUCCCCGCCCUUCGCUGCCUGCUCCUUAACGAGUGUGAUCUCCAGGGCUCGGCUGGCGAGAAUGAAGCGGGAGAAGACGACCUCUUGUUCACCUACCUCUGGCUCUACCUCCACGCGCAGACUCCGAAGCUAGUGCUGGUCGAUACGGAGUUGACACACCGCAUGCUACGCGAGCUGAGGCGUAUGUUGGGACCCUCGCGGUUUGAGGAGCGCAGCGUGUGGCCAGUGUCAGAUGAACCCUACAUUGAGGUAUCGCGUAGUUGGGCCAGGAAAGGAGAGGAAGAGUUGCGAAUACACGACAAGAGCUGGACGAAGAUCAUCAAACUACCACGAUGGGGUCUUCUACCUGACUCUGAGGUGGACGAUGAGAGCAAGGGGUCUUAG